UUAACAUAAUGGUCCUCAUUAUCAUUAAACACUUGUUUGUUUUUCUCCCCGUGAUUUUGCCAUAUUUAUUGUAGCUCUUCCAUCUCCCUAGUAAUUACAUCAUUUGGAAGCUAAGUAUGUGAAAACUUUUUUUUACAAUAAUUAUCACACACUUUGUUGGAUAAACUGAAGUCGUUCAGCUUAAAUAGGUGUUAUAUCAAGUGCCGAGAACAUUAGUAGUUUAAAUGUCAAUGUUAAUGACUAGAAUGUUCUCCAGGAAGGGGAAUGGAAAAUGAAAAAUUAUCGAGCAUAUAUGUGAGUGAUUAAAAAAAAUUUAAUGACCGAGGUAAAUGUUACGGGGGUAGAGUUCGCGAUAGUAGGAAGGAGAUCACAUUGUCUGUUGGGUGUGUCGCCAAUAUCUUUCAGGAGAGGUGGGGCAAUUCAUUGCGAAUCUCUAUAAAUUGAGCGAUUCGUUGUUGAGACAAGUCAUGCGGACGUUGUAUUUGCAACUAUCGUUGUCAUCAAUUGAAUAAAAAUCUCAUCGAAAAUGUUUUCUUUUAUUCUACACUUCGGCUGCCUGAUUACGCUCGUCCUGAGCGAACCUCAGUGGGGAUACGGUAGUCAGUAUGCAAGUCAUCAUGGUGCUGCACCGCUGGGAGCCGACGGCCGGGUCGUGGAUACUCCGGAAGUUCAGGCAGCAAAAGCUUCACAUUUGGCUGCUCUUGCUGAUGCCUCUGCUAGAGCUGGAAGUGCACCAUCGAGUUACACUUCGAAUGAAUGGAAUCGUGGAUGGAAUGGAUCACCAGCUCCUUAUGCUCCCGGCGCACACGGUCCCCCAGCUCCACUUGGCCCCGAUGGCCGAGUAGUUGAUACACCCGAGGUUGCUGCAGCCAAAGCUCAUCAUUUUUCCCUCUACAAUGCUGCCGCCCAGUAUGCACCAGCUGCUGGUGCUCCUAUCAGUGGUGGUCCUCCUCACGGUCAAUAUGACACCGGUGCAUACAAUCCAGCUUGGGACGGACCAGCGCAUGAUGGCUCAUGGAAUGCGCAUAAUUAUUGAAUUGUUUCAUCCAUUAUUCGUCAUUCAAAUACUUGGGUCUUGUUAAUUCCUCUACCUCAAAGGAAGAACCUACUGGUGCCUCCAAUCAGUGUGAUCUCGAUUUUAUAAUUUCUGAUUAAGUAUAAAUUACAUACGAAAAUUUUUCUCUAGUAAAUCAUCGUCAAAUUUAACAUUUCGCGCUUCCGCAUAUAUUUUAUUCUUUUUUUUUUCAUUCUUACAAUUGAAUAGCAACUCUGUAAAUUGAGAUAUUAUUCUGAUUCUGACCAACAAAUUGAAAAUAAAAUCAAUACACUUAUCUGAUUAUAAGAA
This is a messenger RNA of Diachasmimorpha longicaudata, 1345 nucleotides long. Its product is annotated as pupal cuticle protein-like. The transcript has 3 exons. NCBI's taxonomy places the organism in Eukaryota, Metazoa, Arthropoda, Insecta, Hymenoptera, Braconidae. The record is from RefSeq and is a predicted model, not a curated record. Bases 527 to 1036 code for a protein of 169 amino acids.